UUAAAUUAGAUUCGAAUCACGAUGUCAAAUUGGGACUUUGGAUAUUUUUUUGGUGAAAUUUCGAAUGAGUCAUAUGUCUCCGAUAGCGUUUGGUUACCCGGCGUUGAUCGAGGUGAGGAGGAGGUGGUUUCCGUGCGUCCGCAACACGCCGGAACUUACCAUUCGCAUCAGGAAGGGAGUGUGCGGUCCGUGGUGCCUGAUUUGAACCAGGUCGUAGAGGAGGCGGGACCAUCUUACGUGGCUCAAAGCUAUCCGCAACAGGAAAAACAUGCAUACGGUACUUACCAUUCCCAUCAGGAAAAACAACGCAAGAAAAAGUCCGAGGAAGGUGCUUUUGACAUCGAGGAAGACGAGAACGAAAUCGAGAAAGGUGUUACACACUUCGAGGAAAGUGAUCAAGACGAGGAAGAUGGUGGUGGCUGGGACGAUGGUGAUGGCUGGGACGAUGGUGGUGGCGGGGACGAUGGUGGUGAAAAGGACGAUGGUGCUAAUGACCCGAAAAAACAAGGAAAGGUAUUUGCGACACUUCACGAGUUAAAGAAUUGGGCUUACAAAACAGAAAUUACGAAAGGUUACGUCAUUGUGACCCAACGAACGGUAACAAAGGGUGAAGAUUCGUCAGCAAGGACAGUGAAGAUAUGGUUGCAAUGCGACCGUGGAGGCACAUGCAAAAGUAAAGCAACAGUUCGGCGUUCUGGUAGCAAGAAGAUUGGGUGUCCUUUUAAAAUGAUAGGGAAACUAGACGCAAGUAGUGGCAAUUGGAGCUUAGCGGUGAAGCAAAAGGAUCAUAACCAUGAGCCUGCGGUAUUUCUCGAGGGUCACGCGUUUGCAAGAAGGUUGACCCCAGACGAAGAAUUAUUGGUAGAGAGACUUUAUAUUCAAAACAUGGAGCCUACGAACAUACAUUUAACCAUAAGAAAACAAAACCCACAGAGCGUGUGCAUUCUACGAGACAUACAAAACGUGAUAAAAAAGAUUAAAGUCAAAAUGUACGGUGAUCGGACUCCAAUGCAGAUAUUGGAGCAAAUGUUGCAUGAAGGAAGGUAUGUUUACCACACCCGGGUGAAUCCCGAAACAAAUGCGGUCGAGGAGGUUUUUUUUGUUCAUCGGUACUCGUACGAUAUGUGGCGUGCUUUCCCACAUGUGUUGAUGAUUGAUACCACUUACAAAACUAAUGAGUAUAGACUUCCGUUUGUUCAAAUUGUGGGUGUGACAUCGACACACAAGUCGUUUUGUGUCGCUCAUGCUUUUAUCUCUAAAGAAAAACAGGAUAACUUCUUGUGGGUCCUACAGAACCUCAAAGGAUUGUUGGAAGAGGGUAUGGAACCGCGCGUGAUAGUAACAGAUUGCGAUAAAGCUUUGAUGAAUGCUUGCGAUAAACUAUUCCCAAAAGCAUCCAAAUUGCUAUGUCGGUGGCACAUCUCACAAAAUAUUCUAAAACACACCAAGGCAAAAUUUGCAACGGCUGAAGAAUGGAAAAUAUUCAAGCUUUCUUGGUCUCGAUUGUGUAAUUCUCCCACUAAGACGCUAUACAAUUAUAACUUUGAGCGGCUAUUUACGCGACUGACUGACGACCAUAGAUCAGGGGUUUUGGACUAUUUGUAUACUGUCUGGCUACUACCCUAUAAAGAAAAGUUUGUUUCAGCCUGGACUAACACAAGCCCUAACUUUGGUCAACAUACAACCAACAGAGUUGAAAGCCAACAUGCUAAGUUUAAGAGAUACCUUAAGGGGCCAAACAGCUCGCUCCAUAGACUUGUGUGGCUUGUUGACAAAGUUGUAGAGUCACAACGCAUACAAAUAAACCUCACUUUUCAGGAUAGCCGGUCCUUGAAAAUGGGGGACCACAUGAUAUCAUUCUUUGAUAACCUACGUGGUAAUGUUUCCCUGAAAGCACUAGAUUUGUUGCUUGUGGAGAAGAAAAAGAUACGUACGUUGGUCGCAGCAGGGGGGACUUGUGGUCAUGUGCUUUUUACGAGUUGUGGGUUGCCAUGUGCUUGUCGGAUGGAGUGGUGGGAAAAUACAAAUUGCAAAAUUCCUCUUGCCGCCGUAGACAAAUUCUGGACAAAACUAGAUUUCAAUGCUGAAGAACUUAAGGAAGACGAUAAUAAUCUUCGGGAGGAAAUGGACAGAGUCAUGCAACAACUGAAGGCGCAACCACCGAUAGUGUUAAAAAGUAUGUUGUCGAAGAUAAAGGAGGUGGUGAAUCCAAGUAUGACUGACCAUCAACCGCCUGAGGUACAACAAGAUACUCGGGGACGCCCAACCUCUAAAGCACAACAAAAAAAGAAGGAGGAGGUUGCGAGACGUAAAGAUACCCGGUCCGAAGCAAAAGGCAAAAGCCAAAAGAAGGACGAGGACGCUCAAAAGCCAGCAGUGCAACGCAGUCGUUCAAAGAAAAAUAAGGCUAAAAAGACAGCUGAAAUUAUAGAUGAAGAUUUUCCACUGUUGGUGGGGGAUAGGUACAAAAACAUGAUCGAUCAUUUUAAGGACUGGCUUCCAUCUAUGUAUCGAAGAUACAUAACACAUAUGGAAGAUGCCCAGCCUGACUGUAACUGUGGGUUUCGAUCGGUGGCGUUGGGUUUGGGGUUGGACCAGAAUGCUUGGAUGUGGGUCCGCCAAGAGCUACUGGAUGAGAUGUUCAUUAACAAAGCCCGGUGGAUGCCUCUUCUUGACUCUUUUGAUCCGGGAUUUUACACUACAGUAUAUCGAUCAAUAAACUGGUUGCACGUGGAACCUGCACCAAUGGCAUGCUGGAUGUUCUUGCCAUACACCGGAUUGUUGGUGGCUCAAAAAUUUGGUGUGGUUGUUCAACAUUUAAGCAAUGGUGUUUGUCAAACAUACUUUCCCAUGUUUGAUGGUCCGGCGGAGGGCCAUUCUGUUCUUUCGAUUGCCUAUGUGGAAGAUGGCCAUUUCAUCAUGGUUAAGUUAACGGAUGAUGGUCCGAUGCCUCCACCGAAUGGAUUAUGGAAUAUGUAUCGAAGUACUGAAGCUAUGGAGUGGGAGACAAUGUACAUGUCUCGUCUUUCAGAGGAUAUGUCGUCAGAUGAGGAACAACACGCACCAAAUGGUGGUCCGGUAUUCAAUCCGAUGGCCGGGGGUAAUUGUGAGUAG
Helianthus annuus (common sunflower) is the source of this 3114-nucleotide messenger RNA. RefSeq lists its product as uncharacterized. NCBI's taxonomy places the organism in Eukaryota, Viridiplantae, Streptophyta, Magnoliopsida, Asterales, Asteraceae. The transcript is spliced from 7 exons. Gene Ontology annotation, biological process: regulation of DNA-templated transcription. The record is from RefSeq and is a predicted model, not a curated record. Bases 22 to 3114 code for a protein of 1030 amino acids.